AUGCACUGCACCCCCUGCCCGCACCUCGGCGGGCCGCCCACCCCGUCCGGCAGCCGUCGGAGCCCCGCAGGCCGGCAGAAGGACCCGCGUUCUCCUCGCCCCCUUCCCCUCACCGCCCCCGCCGGGCAGCCUUACCCUCGGGGGUCGCUCCCGCAGGCGGCGCGGAGGCCAGGGGCCGACAGCCGCCACCCUCACCGGCUCCCCCACCAGCGCCCCACCGGUAUUCUAGAGCGCUUAGACGCUGGAGAAAUUGUGAUUGGAGAUGGAGGAUUUGUCUUUGCUCUUGAGAAGAGGGGAUAUGUUAAAGCUGGGCCUUGGACUCCUGAAGCGACAGUAGAGCACCCAGAAGCAGUUCGCCAGCUUCACCGGGAAUUUCUCAGAGCUGGAUCCAAUGUUCUGCAGACAUUCACCUUUUAUGCCAGUGAGGACAAACUAGAGAACAGGGGCAAUUAUGUAGCUGAGAAAAUAAGUUGCCAGAAAGUUAAUGAAGCUGCUUGUGAUAUUGCAAGAGAAGUGGCUAAUGAAGGUGAUGCUUUAGUGGCUGGAGGAGUCAGUCAAACACCAUCAUACUUAAGCUGCAAGGAUAAAUCAGAGGUUAAAGCAGCCUUUCGAAAGCAACUAGAUGUCUUUAUGAAGAAGAACGUGGACUUCCUGAUUGCAGAGUAUUUUGAACAUGUUGAAGAGGCUGUUUGGGCAGUUGAAGUUCUGAAAGAAUCUGGAAAGCCAGUUGCAGCUACGAUGUGCAUUGGUCCGGAAGGAGACAUGCAUGGUGUGUCCCCUGGACAAUGUGCUGUCCAACUGGUAAAGGCUGGUGCUUCUAUUAUUGGAGUCAACUGCCAUUUUGAUCCAGAUACUUCCCUGGAAACCGUGAGACUGAUGAAAGAGGGCUUGCAGGCCGCUAAACUGAAAGCCCACCUGAUGUGCCAACCACUUGCUUUCCACACACCUGAUUGCGGAAAGCAGGGUUUUAUUGAUCUUCCAGAAUUUCCAUUUGGUCUGGAGCCAAGAAUUUUAACCAGAUGGGAUAUUCAAAGAUAUGCAAGAAAAGCCUAUGACUUAGGGAUUCGAUACAUUGGAGGUUGCUGUGGAUUUGAGCCAUAUCACGUCCGAGCAAUAGCUGAGGAGCUGGGUCCUGAAAGAGGAUUUUUGCCAGAAGCUUCUGAGAAACAUGGUAGCUGGGGCGAUAACCUGAGCAUGCACACCAAACCUUGGGUCAGAGCAAGGGCAAGAAAAGAAUACUGGGAAAAUCUGAAGCCUGCAUCAGGCAGGCCAUAUUGUCCUUCGAUGUCAAAGCCAGAUGGCUGGGGAGUGACCAAAGGAGCCAGGGAGCUGAUGCAACAGAAAGAAGCAACUACUGAGCAGCAGCUGAAAGAGCUGUUCCAGAAACAGAAGUUCUAAUCCACUGCAAUUGUGUAAACGUUAGAAUGAUUUAUCCAUAGGGCAUCUCAUGCUUCACAAGAAAAUCUGUGAAGAUGAGUACCCUGUUGGUUUAUCAGUUAACAUGCAAUGAAAGAGACAAAAUGCAGAAAGAAUUUGAUUACAGAUUAAAUUCUCUGGACAAAUAGUUUGGACAAUACACAGUCAGAAUCAGGUUUGGAUUCUCAUAAUCACUGAGCUUCUGUUAGCUAGGUGCUAUUAAUUGGCUAGACACAGAAAUACAUGGAAAGUAAUAAUUGGCUCAAAUUACCUGUGAAAAGAAAAAAAAAAAAGCUAUCUAUAAAUACAGUAUCAAUAGACUUCCACUCCUGAGUCUGUUUUCAGUUUAGGAUUAUGUAGGAGCCUCCGCAGAUCUCAACAUUUUUUGAGGACUAUUUCAAGGACACACAAGUUGCCAAUGCUUCAGACAGAGUUACUUACAGCCACUUUCUUAACUUCAAGAGAGUAAAAGUAUACUAGAAAAUACAUCUUUUAUUUGGCAUUAAAAAAUAAGGAGAAUGAGAUCUUGCAGAAAUUUCUUAUAUGCAGGAGAAAGGUUCAGAGAACUUUUAGGAAAGAAAAAUGACAGGUAAAUAACUCACUGUUUUUGUCUCAAUGUACCAUGCACACAGAAUUUACUUCUCUAGAGACUAAAAGGCUUAAAAGAUUAUUCUGAAAUUUAAAAAAAAAAUCAAAUAAAUUAAAAGUAAUAUGAUGGAAUAGUAUUGUAUUAUCUUCACACCUUAAAUCAUAAGAGCUCAAACAGAACAACAUACCUCCAGUAAACAACUAAUUUUCAAAUGAUCCAGCUGCUUUCUGGAUGUCUCUUUGGAAACACAUGGUUAUCUCAAAAUAGCACUUAAAAUUUCCAUUAUUUUUUUUUAAGCUGAUUGAUUCACUCUAGGAUCUUAGCUAUGAAAAACCAUGUUAGGAAAUAGAUCUACCCACUUAAGUUGGAUUGAUCUCCACAAGCUCCGUAUGAGUGAACAGUGUGCUGCCACAGCAAAGAAAGCCAACAGGAUGCUGGGUUGCAUCAACAAAGGCAUCACCAGCAGAGAUAAAGAAAUCAUUAUCCCACUCUUCUCAGCCAUUCUCAGGCCACACCUGGACCACUGCCUUCAGUUUUGGUCCCUGCUAUGCAAAAUGAUGUGGACAUGCAGGAGAGGGUCCAGAGAAGGGCCACAGAGAUGAUCAAAGGACUGGGAAGCCCGCCACAUGAGGAAAGGCUGAGAGAAAUGGCUUUGUUCAGCCUUGAGAAAAGAAGGCUUAGGAGAGACCUUAUCACCAUGUUCCAGUGUUUACAAAGAAGAUGGAGACUCCCUUUUUACAAGGAGUCAUAUGGGAAAGACGAGGGGUAAUGGGUACAAGUUACUCCUGGGGAGAUUCCAAUUGGACAUGAAAAUUUUCCCCAAUGCUAACAAUCAGCCCUUGGAAUAAUCUCUCCAGGGAAUUGGUGGAUUCCUCAACAUCGGACACUGUUAAGAUUCAGCUGGACAGGGUGCUGGGCCAUCUUGUCCAGGCUGUGCUUUUGCCAAGAAAAGUUGAAUCAGAUGAUCCUUGAGAUCCCUUACAACCUGGUAUUCUGUGAUUCUAUGAAGUUAAGAAAACCCCUGGGCAUUUGUACACUUAAUUUAUUGAGAAGAGUUUUCUUAGGAAGGGUAUUACUACACUUGGAACCCAUAAAGGACACAUUUCCAUAGUUCAUUUUUGUGAAAUACCACACAACUUUCUAGAACCUCAUUCUGCGUCAGUGCCAUUACCUUUAGCAAUAUAUCAUUCUCAAAGUUAGUGUUGAAAGCUUUUUAUGUAUAAGCUUAUGUCAUUAUUUCUAUCCAUGCUGAUAUUCUACUGUUCAGCAAACAUUUGAGUAUGCAACACUUUAAUGGGACACUUCAGGUAUCCUUUUCAGGCUGUUAUUGGCAGACAGAUUUUAGAAAAAGCCAUCUGCCUUCACCAAGCUUACAACAGACUGAAAUAGUUACUAGAUGGAAAUUUUGCCUGAAAGCCAAAGUAGACAAAUGAAGAAAGUAGGUAUUUUAAAAUGUAGAUUAUUUGGGAAGCAUCCAUGUAAGUAUAUAUGCACUCUGUUACACUGCUUUCCUUCCUAAACCCUUCUGCAUGUUUGCCCCUGCAGAAAGUGGAAUAAUGCAAAACCUGUAAAACAGAAAUCCAGAUCUUCGAUCAUCACCACAAUGCAUGCAGCAUUAAAGACAUAUGCAUGAUAAAGUGGCUUAAAAUGCAGGCUACUACUGAUAAAGAAGCAUUUUGAACAAUGAUUACCAGUUUAGGUACUUCCUGUGGCAAGCUUGGAAGCUUGACCUUCAUACUCUAUAUAAGCAGCUGGACUGAUUUUUUUGAAACUGUCCAAACAUGCAAAAAAUUGUUUUGAAGUGAAUGAGUUCACAACACAGAAUAUUCAAAAACUGUGGUAUUUAAGAAGAUUUAAGCAUUUAUUUUUAGAAACUCAGUUUAAAAAGGAUUAUUUUUAACAGAUAUGAACAAUGACAAAUCUUUGGAUGACUCUUUGAAGCCAUUCAAGCUGGCCUUGGGGGAAGCUGUACAAUCCCUGUUUGAUUCAUAUCACAGGCUGGGUUUAGAAAGGAACUGACAUAGGAUGAAAACAAUUGAUAGGGUGCUUUAUUGGUCACUACAGAACGCCAGAUUAUCAAAAAAACCCCCUGCUCAAAAAAACCCAAAAAAACCCCUGGGCAGCAAAGCCAACAAAUCUUUAUUUCCCAUUUCUUUCUGUGUAACACCUUAGUCAGGGUAAGUGAACUGUUGGAUUUGUUAAAGCUUUCUAACGGUUUAUUACCUGACUUGUUAAGGAAAUAACUCAGGCUAACAGCACAAUCCUGGGAAAUUAGCUUCCUUAGAAAGCCUGUGUGGAGACUUAAAUAGAAGUAAAAAGGGCUUCAGAAGGUCAACUUCUGUAUUUAGCACCCUAAGGCAAGAUCUGCUACUCAUAGUGGAAGACAUUUGUUUAACCUGCUUGGAAACACAUCUAAGAUGGAGAUUCCAUGCCAGCUCCAGACAAUCUGGUUACUUCACUUUUCUUAACAAUUUUUUCCUAAUUUGAAUAUUCCUUAAUAGAUUUUAAAUCAAUUUUUUCUUUCUAGCACAUUACAGACAUGAAGAAUGUAUUUCCUUUGUCUUUGCUGAGUUCUUUUAUACUUUAGAAGAUUUACAUACAUUCCUUUUUUCUCUCUCAAUUGAACAUACCCUGUUCAUUCAUGCUUUCCCUGUGGCCUCUGAGUCUGUGAUGCAUCACAAACCCAGAGACAACCUCCAUCAGAUCUUUCCUAGAGCUUCCUGUUGUUGUUGUGGUGUUUUGUUUUGUUUUUUUAACCUGGAAGCAGAAGUGAAGCAGGAAGCAGAUGUGAACCUUGGAAGUUCAGAUCCAGAGGAGAAAAUCCAAAGUCUUUGCUAUCUAAAGAAUAAACCUUUACUCAUGAGACUGACUGUCAGGACAGGAGGGAUAUGAACAAACCAUAAACUUCAGAAUUACAAGCUCGGUCUCUGUGCUGCUCAUGAGAAGAUGGUGACAUUUUUAGUCAGCUCCAAAGUUUUCCAGAACCCUGUGCAAAAAAAGCCUAAAAACCUGCUGUUUAAUGGUCAGGUGUUAUCCUGAUUUAUCUGUAAACUGCAGGAAAGCAAGGAGGCUUCUUUUGUAAAGAUGAAAAUUUUGGACUAAGGUACAAAAUCACAGAAAAUCUAGGUUUUUUCCCUGUACUUUUGAAAAGAAAGUUUUCUAGGAAUCCUACAAAAUCUGAAAUCUUCAUGUACCACAAUUUUUUUCCUAAAGCAGUUUGUAGCUCAUGCCUUCGCUUUCAGCUCUAUACACAAGUGACAUUUUUUAACAUUAAACAUUUACAUUUAACAUUAAAAGAA
Messenger RNA from Calidris pugnax (ruff), 5304 nucleotides. Its product is annotated as betaine--homocysteine S-methyltransferase 1. NCBI's taxonomy places the organism in Eukaryota, Metazoa, Chordata, Aves, Charadriiformes, Scolopacidae. The transcript is spliced from 8 exons. Gene Ontology annotation, molecular function: betaine-homocysteine S-methyltransferase activity. The record is from RefSeq and is a predicted model, not a curated record. Bases 1 to 1398 code for a protein of 465 amino acids.